CACCAUGCUUAAUUUCUCAUUCCAGCAGCGAAAUGACUGAGCAGAGGCAGUGCUACCUUUCAAGUUUACGCAGGUUAGCAGCCGAGUUGGCCGAGCAUUGCCCGGCCAAGUUGGGGAGGACGUGCCACAUUGUAAAGAACCUUCCUCUCACGAAUGCGCUGCUGAACAAAUUGAACGUCGAAGUGGAAGAGUUCACGCCUGGCAAGCUCUCUCUCUGCCAGGCACAGCCCAUUGGCAGCAGGAUAAAAGAUUCCGAAGAUAUAUAUGUGGAAGAAAGUAUAGCCUUCCUCUAUACCUUGCUUCUGAAGCACGGCUGCAUAGACUCUGUUGAGUUCAAGCCUCACUUGAGGCAGGAGCCGGUGCAGCUCAUCACCAAUGCCCUGUUUGAAAACAAAUCCCUGACCUGCCUGCGGGUGCACCAUGCGUACCUUAGCGAACAGGCCACGUUGUCCCUGUUUGCCGCCGUGCGCCAGUUGCUGAGCCAGCAGCUGCGUGAGCUGUCCCUGGAGAAACUCAAUAUUUCGUGCUUGCCGCAGACACUAGAGGGCUUCAGAGAAGCACUUGCCAGGACGAAGAGCCUCGAGAGAUUGACACUCCUGAACAUCCGUGAACGUGCCCACGCAUGGAUGAAUGCCUUGAACGUGGGUCUGACUGGUCUGCUGGCUAACAGCAGCGUCACCAGCCUGAAAAUGGACACUAGCUACCAGUACUACCACGACGGGUCUAAAGUACUGAAUGACUUUCUCGCCAACACGGUUACCCUUGCCGAGCUGCACGUCUACUGCAGUUCUGACUGCAGUUCCGAUCGCUCCCUGGACUCGGUCUUCGAGGCACUGGCGACAAACCGAACCGUGAAAAGGCUCACCCUCCGCAAAUUCUCCGUGAAGGACAUGAAGCCGUUCAGGCAGCUCUUAGAUGUCAACAAAAUCCUAGAAGAUGUGAGCUUCUAUGCCUCUCCCCACGCCGGGAUAGAGAAGACACCUGCCAGUUGUCAGGUGCCCGAGCAGCACGUGCAGACCAUAGUUGAGGCACUGAAGAGGAGAACAAGCCUGCGCCGCUUGGCCCUUGACUGGAAUUGCACACCCAGCACAGUUUAUCGUCUUCUGGUGGCGUCUUCUGGUUCCCCCUCGCUCAGAGAGCUGCACCUGGGCGAGGUUAUUGUCGACUACAUCGACUCUUUGCGUUGGGCAUUCAUCAACGUGCGGACGGAUGUCGCUGUGACCGCAGCGAGAUGUAUUUCUACCAACGGCACCUUGAAUGAGCUGAUUCCUUUCUGGACGUCACAAGACAAAGAGAGCUGUGUACACUGUCUGUACAGCGUGAACCUGAAAGACGUGAGCCGUGCGCUUUCUUCACACCGCGGGGACUACCUGACUUCUCUUAGUGUUGUGCUCGGCAAGCAUUCCACCUUGACCACAGUCCACGCGCUCGCACUCUACCUGGCCUCUACACAUAAGCUACAGGAGCUCCAACUGCGGCUUGAAAGUGUACCGCAGAAUUUACAGCAAGUGCUCUUCGCAGGCUUCCAGAGGAACGUCAGCCUUGAACGUCUGUGCAUUUUCGGGACUGAGAACCUUUGCAUCCCUGAGAACAUGCAGCAAGUGCUGUUCUCCUGGAUGGCAGAUAGCAAGCGGCUCUACAGCAUCAACGUGAAGAUGCACUGUUACGACACUAAGCAUAUGCUGGAGGUGCUUGCCUCGUCUCAACACCGAAAUCAUGUCCUCACGUCUCUGGCCUUUAGUAAAACUUGGGCCGACCAGUCGGUCCUCGAGACCAACCUCAAAAUGGUGAGUCUGGCAACGAUGGUGCCACAAUCUGAAAUCAUUCGGGCGGACAGUGCAAAGAUCUGUCAGCGUGGCAUGAAUGUGGAACCUGAGUGUGACUUCUGUAGUUUCAAUGCGUCAGAUCUGCUGUUGCGAAUUUGUAAAACACUGUUGUGUCACUCAUGCCACUGA
Messenger RNA from Rhipicephalus sanguineus (brown dog tick), 1955 nucleotides. RefSeq lists its product as uncharacterized. Lineage: Eukaryota; Metazoa; Arthropoda; Arachnida; Ixodida; Ixodidae. The coding region runs from base 33 to 1955 and encodes 640 amino acids. The transcript has 7 exons. The record is from RefSeq and is a predicted model, not a curated record.